Messenger RNA from Blastocystis hominis, 1128 nucleotides. RefSeq lists its product as hypothetical. Gene Ontology annotation, molecular function: kinase activity. The record is from RefSeq and is a predicted model, not a curated record. Gene Ontology annotation, cellular component: membrane; cytoplasm; intracellular membrane-bounded organelle. Lineage: Eukaryota; Bigyra; Opalinata; Blastocystidae. The transcript has 7 exons. Bases 1 to 1128 code for a protein of 375 amino acids. Gene Ontology annotation, biological process: sphingosine biosynthetic process.
AUGCAGGACUUUAUUUGUCGCGAUAUUGAUGACGAUUAUUUGGCACAAAAAGUAUCGUGCGAAUGCAACCACGAGGACCUCGUGUUCACUCAUUAUCGUCAUAAGACGAACGAAGUAAUACUUGUCGCAUUACCACGUGUCCUCAGUUGCGGAAAGCGUCCAAUGCGCGAACGUCACAUUCUCCGUGUGUCGUUUUUCAAUCCACCCAAGGAAACACAUUUAGUCGAUGUUCAUGCAAACAAUAGUAUUGCUAAUCAAUUAUGCACUCACUUUCAAGCUUAUAACAUUUACAAAUUUCUCCGCAAAGCAAUCAUGGAUGAGUAUGAGAGAAAUACACAACAAUUAAUUGAGUCAAAUAAGCGCUACUAUGAUUCCCCUGAAGAGUGUGAAUGGCUAAAGCAACGACUGUUCGUAAAUCCAUCCGAUUCGAUUCUAGGCAUGUACUCAAAACGAAACGUAUUAGUCAUUAUCAACCCACAUGGAGGCAAUACUCGAGCGCUCAGCAUCUGGGAGCAAUCGAUCAAACCAUUUUUCAUUCUGGUAAAUAUGCGAUACCACUUCCAGACUACAAACUAUGCGGGGCACGCGGAAGAUUUGGGAGUGAACUUUGACUACGAAACCUAUGAUUCGGUAUUAUUCAUCAGUGGAGAUGGUACUGUGAAUGAGUUUCUCAACGGAGUAUUAUCCAGAAACGAUGCCCGGAAGAUUCUGUUCGCCUGCACCUUUGCUCUAAUCUCGGCUGGCAGUCAAAACUCACUUGCUCGAGGAAUGGGUACAGACAGCUAUCUCACUGCAUUGUACUGUCUGGCAAAGCGAAAAACGCGCCUCUACGACAGUAUCUGCGUCGAAAACGGAUCCAAAGUCUGCCGCUAUUCCUUCGCAGGUUGCGGCUGGGGAAUCAUUUCAGACAUGGUGAAAGACUACGAGAAAUACCGCUAUUUACGGCAAUAUCGGUACUGGCUGCUCAAAGGAAUCCACGGCUGUCUGUGUCUUCGUCGACAUUACUCCGUGUACCGAUAUGUACCCAGCGAGAACCAAGCGCGUCGUUGCUGUCGUCACAAUGCGACGAGUGCAUCGAAAACGCAAAUAACUACAAAGGAACACUGUCGAUUUCGAUUUCAUUCUUGA